CAUCUCCGCCAGCGUUUUAUUAACUCUCUCUCCAGUCUCCAGUCUCCACCAGCUCGGUCUACUUCUUACGAGUCCCGACUGUCCGACUGAUGCUAGUUGAUACGGCUAUUGCUUUCCGGUGACUUCAAAGUCUUGCAGCCUGAAACUCCCCCGGCCCCCUAAGCCUCCGAUCAGCUAGGAGCAGCUUCUAUGGAGGCUUCACUCAGAGCACAGCGAACUGCGGCCCUCUUGAUCUUCGCAUUUCUCUCACUUCUUGCCGUCUCAUCCUCCGCCGCGCAGGAGAUCCAAAUUCUCAAUGCCGAGCGUCGGAUUGACUUGAGUUCACAGAUUGCCAUCGUAUUCUUGACUCUUAAGGUUGAGAACACCGGAAAGGCUGCUGCUUCUGAGGUUCUUCUUUCAUUUCCUCCCACUGAGGCCGACCAUCUGGCUGAAGUGAAGGCACAAGCGGCCUCGGGAAAGAAAAGGAAGAAAACACAUGUUCCUCUCGAUGUAAAGCCAACAGAUGUACCUGACGCACCAAAAGGCGCUAAGUGUUUCCGAAUAGCGUUGCUUAAUCCUCUAAGCCCAGGUGAAACAUCAACCAUUGAAGUUCUGUAUAUGUUGACCCAUUCUAUGGAACCUUUCCCUGCGGAGAUAAGUCAAUCAGAACCACAGUUGGUAUACUAUCGCGAUAGUGCAUAUAUACUGUCACCGUAUCGUAUUAAGCAGCAGACAACUUUCAUCAAGACACCAAGCACAAAUGUGCUAUCAUUCUCUAGAGUGGAACCAACUAAUAGAGCUGGUAUGGAACUCAAAUAUGGACCCUAUGAAGAUCGCCCUGCAUACUCGUUCUCUCCAGUUCUCGUUCAUUUUGAGAAUAACAACCCAUUUGCUGUUGUUGAGGAGCUUGUUCGUGAAGUGGAAAUCUCACAUUGGGGAAACCUUCAGAUAACUGAACACUAUACAUUAGCUCAUGGUGGCGCUAAACUUAAAGGCGUGUUUUCUAGGGUUGAUUAUCAAUCUAGGCCAGGUGCUAGUGGUGUAUCUUCAUUCAAGAACCUUCUAGCAAGACUGCCGGCUAGGGUGCACUCCGUAUAUUAUCGAGAUGAAAUAGGAAACAUUUCAUCCUCACGCCUUCGUACAGAUUCUCGCAAGUCCGAACUUGAAAUUGAACCUCGGUAUCCAUUGUUUGGGGGAUGGAAAUCCACAUUUGUGAUUGGAUAUGGCCUUCCGUUGGAAGAUUUCCUCUUUGAGUCCACUGAUGGCAAGAGAUAUCUCAACUUUACCUUUGGCUGCCCUCUUUCUGGGACUGUUGUGGACAAGUUAACUGUGAAGGUUGUGUUGCCAGAGGGAUCCAAAGAUCCUUCUGCUGUCGUUCCUUUUCCAGUAGAGCAACAUAUGGAGACAAAGUACUCAUAUCUUGAUGUUGUCGGAAGGCCUGUCCUGGUUUUAGAGAAGAAGAAUGUAGUUCCGGAGCACAACACACUUUUUCAGGUGUAUUAUAGCUUUAACCCAGUCUUCAUGCUAGCAGAGCCACUGAUGUUGGUCUCUACAGUUUUCUUCCUGUUUGCGGCUUGUGUAGCUUACCUGCAUAUUGAUGUUUCAAUACGCAAGCGAUAGAAAUCAGCUGUUUCUCCAAGGUCUCCUGCCACUCUGCACUGACAUCUUUGUUGUCCUAGUUCGACAGCGAUUAAUGUCAUAUCCAUGUAUCUCAUGCAGCUUGGUAGACGUCUGCUUGACUUGGCUACUGGCAAAGUUGGAGCAAUUCAGGCAUAGGACUCAUGCAUUUACUGCAGGUUCUUUCUGAAUUUUUGUAGAAUGUUUUCGGACGGUAAAGAACCUUGCAUUGAGAUUGUACUUCUGGAUCCUCAACCCGUUAGGGGACCGUCGAACUGUGGUUGUUUCAAUACGUGAGGUAUUAGGACAGCAAGGAAAGCACUCUUAUUAUAUAAUAUCACAGUUUAGCAAACUGCUUGCUCUGAAAAUUCUGUGGUUGGGACUUGGGAGUCCUGCUGAUGGUGGUUUUCAGUUUUGGGCAAUUCUAAUGUGAAGGAAGAAGUCAGAUUCUUGCUUGUGUUUUUUUUUAAUCACGAUCUUUAGAAGACGUCGAUAUACCUCAUCGAAUAUCAUGUGCGCAACAAUUUGGCUAUCCUGCUGACAAGGAUUACAUUUUUUAUCC
Linum tenue is the source of this 2158-nucleotide messenger RNA. The record is from the annotation of a GenBank genome assembly. Lineage: Eukaryota; Viridiplantae; Streptophyta; Magnoliopsida; Malpighiales; Linaceae.